Molecule: messenger RNA, 2610 nt
Organism: Eremomyces bilateralis CBS 781.70
Lineage: Eukaryota; Fungi; Ascomycota; Dothideomycetes; Eremomycetales; Eremomycetaceae
Product: HET-domain-containing protein
Exons: 1
Coding region: 200-2434 (744 amino acids)
Source: RefSeq, a predicted model, not a curated record
UUUUGGGAAGUUCAGAGUGCCUGGUUGAAAUCAAUUUUAAUACCAGUAGGCAGCAGGAUCAACAUGCUUUCAACAUGAGUGUACUGGUUCCUCCUAGGCUUUUGUCCUCAUCCUUGACGUCCUGUUCUCAUGUUUGAUGGCAUCUUGUACGGUUAUCCUUUUAUUCUUGUCUGCUUGAGCUUUAAGUCAGCGUUAUGAAAUGGUCGGCAUUUGUCAGAGCUGUCAGUCCCUUGUAGAGCAGGCUCUAGAAUCACGACACCGGUAUGGCAGCGAACAUGCCGAUCUGGACUUGAAGACCCUCCUCUCUCGUCGAUCGUCCUGCACAUUCUGUGACUUUAUUUUGAGGAUCUUUUAUCCAAGCUCCAGCUAUGGCGCCAACAAUCCGAGUCCAGAGAGUACUAUACUUGCGAUGUCAACUGCCAUAGGCUCUUAUUGGGACCGAGCUCAAUAUGUUCCUUUGAAGAGGCUCGAAUUGACAGUAUUCGGGGACGAUGAUGGCUUGGGAGGGACGGAAUCAACCAAAUCAGCUUUCGUCCUUCCGCUCCGUCCCCCUGGGCUAUCGUCCCUUUGUUGUGGAAGACGAGUCAAACCGAGCCUAGAUUUUGGCCUCGUCCAAGAGUGGUUAGAUCUCUGCGAUACGAAACACUCUCACUCUUCCCAGGAACCGUCUGCUGAGGCGCUUGCCCUUCCAUUCCGUUUGAUCGAUACUCAGAAAGCAUGCGUUGUGGAGUUAGAGAUUACCUCCAGAUAUGCUGCUCUGAGCUAUGUUUGGGGCGAUUGCAAAAGGCUAUUGUUGAACAAAGAUACAUAUCCGAUGUUGACAACGCCCCAUGCUUUGGACUCCUCUCGGACUGAAGUGCCCGCGACGUUCCGAGACGCGAUUGAGCUUGCACAGCGGUUGGGCUUUCAGUAUCUUUGGAUUGACGCUCUGUGCAUCGUCCAGGAACGAGCUGAGAGCGCCUUCAAGAAUCACUUGAAGUUGAUGAACGAGAUUUAUGACAAUGCUCAACUCACUAUAGUGAGCGGCAUGCCAAACGCCGAAACCGGAUUGCCCGGCAUGAGAUCGCACCCUAGGUCUCCAGUUCAACAGGAGGUGACCCAUGGAGACCUUCACUUUUCCAGUGCGCAACCUUUCGCUCAAGCUAUCGGAAAUUUACCGUGGGAAAGUCGCGGCUGGACACUACAAGAGAAGAUCUUCUCAACGCGGCUCCUUAUCUUUACCGAAAGCCAAGCAUUUUAUCAAUGCCAGAGUGCAGUUUGGCAGGAGGAUACGAUCCUCGAGUCCGAAGCCCUCGGUCUUCCCCAAUUAUAUCUUGAAGAGCACAGCCGUGAGGGACACAAGUCUUUUGAGCAGCCAGGACACGCCAAAUACAGGAGGUCAAUGUCCGAUCCAUUUCCGACGUCUGGGUACAAGUCCACCAUAACCGUCUACUCCCAGCGUGACCUCACCAACGAUGAGGAUGUUUUGUUUGCCUUAGAAGGGAUCUUGUCCAAUCUAAAGCCGCGACUCGGUCCUCAUUUUUCGGGUAUACCGUCCUUGAUCUUUGGUGAAGGACUGCUGUGGAGAUUUGAGGAUCCACGGACCCUUCAGCGACGAAUAGAAUUCCCAACCUGGUCAUUCCUGGGCUGGAAAAGUCCAGAGAAAUAUCCAGUCUCCUUUCAGGAGGCUUGUUCGAGACGUACCAACUUCCACAUUUCCUUCCAUCGCCUGGAUUGGGCGAAGGGGGAUCUUUCCCCGUCCCUACGUUUGAUUGAAAGCCAGCCUGGAAGCUCCAGUGAGUACGGUGGGCAGACCGAGGAAUGGCCACGAUAUCGCAAGCCAGCUUUCAGACCACUGAAGCGCAUUUCAAUUCAGCUUCUAAACAGAGUAUCGACGAGUCCAUCUUCGUCCUCUGUGGCUAAGAGAUCGCUUAGUUUUGACCCUGCGAAAGAUCACCUCUCACUCACGCUCUCUCCCGUUGCGAUAAAUGGAGCUCAAUAUACAUCGCAACUGAAAAUCAGCCGGCAAAGUUUAAGAUCAGUGGUCUCGCAGACGAUCUGCUUCCUGACAAUGACAGCAAAGCUUCUUAUUGCCGAGGAGACUCUUAUAUCGUUAGAUCCAAAACUGCCAAACGAAGGUCACAUUAUUCGAAAUCCUGUCUCUUUGGAGGAGAUAGGAACAAUUGUGCUCCCUGAGUUUUAUCAAGUUGAACAAUCGAAAUUGGGUGAUUUCAUCGUCGUAAAUACGGGAAUGACAAGUUUGUCAAGGAAGAGCAGGCGAGAAUAUUUAGAGGGUGAGGACGAGAUUGAUGAGGUUGAUGAGGAGGUGAUGUCUGUGAUGCUGAUUGAGUAUCGGGAUGGCAUAGCAUAUCGAGUGCAACUGUGCGAUGAUGUCGUACUAUUGAACAAAUGGAAGAGUGUCAAUCCAAAGUGGCAGGCGAUUGCAAUGGCUUGAGGAGUGAGGGAGUCGAACUGACUUGUUGAGUUUUCAAGAUUAACAUGAAAGGGGUCAUAUUCGCCUAAGUUUACAUAUCAAUCAAUUAAACCAACUUGCCUUCAAGGCAGCUAAGAUGGUCAAGCCAGUAAAUAGCAGUUAUCCCGGGACGGUAGGCCGGGACAGGAGAUUUACCG